Messenger RNA from Drosophila guanche, 604 nucleotides. RefSeq lists its product as uncharacterized. The coding region runs from base 233 to 544 and encodes 103 amino acids. The transcript has a single exon. NCBI's taxonomy places the organism in Eukaryota, Metazoa, Arthropoda, Insecta, Diptera, Drosophilidae. The record is from RefSeq and is a predicted model, not a curated record.
UGUAGCUCUUAAACAUAAUUUUAUUGUUGUGCCGAAGGAAACACAAACUAAAGCUGAGAUAAUAUAUUUAUUAUGCAUCGAAAUGUAGUCCGAUUAGACUGAUUUUGUGUGCUGAAUGCCUGCAACUUGCAAUGUCUGGAGUCCAAGUUGCCUUAGCAACAACUUUCAAGUCAAAGAAAUCAAAAGUAAAAGCACACACAAAUUGUAAUUUUCUGCUUUUCCAUUUCCUAAAAUGUUGUCCAAGCAUCUUUUUACUUUCGGUCAGCGGCUAGCUCAUCAGAAAAGUGUUUUUAAGGGUCCAAUGCUUCGCGCAUCGCUGGAACCAGAAUGUGACACCGCCAUACCUCAUGCUGAGAAAACGGUCUCCACCAUGCAGCUGCCUGCUUAUAUAGAUCCAAAAUGUGUGCUACAGGAAGCUGUCUAUGAGGGGAAGGAGCAGCCCAAAAGCUACGACUACAAAUAUCAUGCAUAUUCUCUAUACGAUUUGAACGAGGCCACAACCCGUUUGGCCGAGCAGCAGACCAAGAAGAAAGACAAUAAUUAAUGUUUCUGUAAAGUUUCAAUAUUUAAAUACUGUAAAAAUACACGCCAAAUUAAUAAUAGU